AUGAUCAAAGGGAGCUGUGCCUGCGGGCGCGUCCAAUAUGAGACUCAAGCUCAGCCCCUUGGCCUGACAGCCUGUCACUGCGUCACUUGUCAACGCGUUUCAGGUGGACCGUAUCUAGGAUUCGUUGCUAUUCCUGCGUCGGCAGUCAAAUGGAAACAGCAGCCAGAUAUCUGGUAUGCGAGUGACAUUGCGGAGCGCGGCCACUGCAAGUCCUGUGGCUCUGCGGUCUUCAUGCGGUACUUUUUCGAGGCAGAUCGCACUGAGGUGACUCUGGGAACAGUGGUCGGGGCCGAACCUGCUCUCCCAGCCUUGGGGGCACACAUCUUCCUAAAGGACAAAGCACAGUAUCUUGUUCUUGCAGAUGACGGAGCUACCCGAUAUGAUGAGUUUCCUGAGGGGUUUCGCGACAAGAUCGAACAAUGGAGAAGGCAACAGCAGGGGAGGGAAGAAGGCGAAACAGUUAUUCCAGGGGAACCGGCCAAAGCAGGCAGAUCUCUGGAACGCGCAUUAAACAAACUUGCUAUUUCAAAUCGGUCAUCCGCCUCGGUGUCGUCUCUUGCUGGCGUGAAUACUCACAAUGCCGAAUGCGAGAGUACCGGCAAUGGCAGCAAUGCAGUCUCCAGACCUGUCACUCCGCUCAUAAACCACAGCCGGCCUAGCACCCCUUCUCCUCGCAUGAGCAUGGACCUUGGUCUCGCUACUCACCUCCAAGCGGAUAAUGAGUUCCUCCGCGGUCUCGUCCAGCAAACGCAGCGAGAGAAGCACGCUUUGAUGGACACAAUCGAGGCUCUCCAAGCAGAAAAAUCUCAGCUGAAUGCGCAAAUCGAAAACAUGAGCCAGGAGCGCCACGCACUACUUACAGAGCGGGACAUCUUGCACGCUACAAUUAAGAAGCUGCAAUUUCCUACUGGAAUCAACCCCUAUAUUCAGGGUCAUAGCCACAUUGUACCAAUGAGAUCCCCGAGCGCCACCACUUUUCCAAGUCACAAUCCCUGGGGUGCGAUUGGAAGUGGGAGUCGAGGAACUAGCACCAGCCCAAACGGCACACCUGUCGACAGCCCUGCCAUACAACCGCGCAGCUUCAGUUUCGCCGCCCCAGCAGCUGUCGGUCCUGUGGGCAGCAUCCCGGCUCAUCUCGCCUACAACACUGGGCGGAUGAGUAUGAAAAGCUCAUCUGACACAACCUUGGACACCGCUAUACCAACCCAUGGAUCCGUCAACGGUAAUGGUGUCGAGCGUGGAAAUAUAAAGGCAGACGCGCAGCUCGCCGAGAAUCUUGUGUCAAGCAGCAUGGAAGGGGAGAGGCUGAAGGAUCUGUUGAGCAGCCUGGGGCCGAGUUUUUAA
Messenger RNA from Fonsecaea monophora, 1344 nucleotides. RefSeq lists its product as hypothetical. Lineage: Eukaryota; Fungi; Ascomycota; Eurotiomycetes; Chaetothyriales; Herpotrichiellaceae. The record is from RefSeq and is a predicted model, not a curated record. Bases 1 to 1344 code for a protein of 447 amino acids. Gene Ontology annotation, molecular function: carbon-sulfur lyase activity. The transcript has 2 exons.